Molecule: messenger RNA, 2840 nt
Organism: Seriola dumerili (greater amberjack)
Lineage: Eukaryota; Metazoa; Chordata; Actinopteri; Carangiformes; Carangidae
Product: solute carrier family 22 member 13-like
Exons: 10
Coding region: 8-1627 (539 amino acids)
Biological process (GO): transmembrane transport
Cellular component (GO): membrane
Molecular function (GO): transmembrane transporter activity
Source: RefSeq, a predicted model, not a curated record
CCUGAACAUGGCUGAUUUUGGAGAGAUCCUCCGGAACAUCGGAGACUUUGGAUUAUUUCAGAAGAUCACCCUUUUUGCUCUUUGCUUUCCAAAUGUUAUUCUUCCUUUUCACUUUGCCAGCCUAUUUUUUAUCCAGUCAGAUCCAGAGCGACACUGUAACACGGACUGGAUCCUCAGAGCUGAUCCUAACCUGACCACAGACGAGCAGCUGAACCUGACUCUGCCCCGGGAGGAGGACGGGACCUUCAGCAGGUGUCGGAUGUUUGUCCCUGUGGACCGGGACAUCGGCUCCAUCAGGGAGUACGGACUCAAUGAGACCACAGGCUGCCAGAGUGGAUGGCUGUACUACAACACACUGUAUGAGGCCACCAUAGUCACUGAUUUUGAUCUAGUGUGUGACCAGGCUAAUUUGUUGGAAGUGGCACAAGCAGUGCUGAUGGCUGGCAUUCUUGUUGGCUGUCUCUUAUUUGGACCCUUUGCUGAAUCGUUUGGUCGUAAACGAGCAGCUCAGAUUCCAGUCGUUGUCAUGCUCAUAUUUACCAUAACAACUGGAUUAUGUCCCAACUUCUACUUAUAUUUGGCGUCCCAGUUCAUGGUGGGAAUCGGCUACGGAGGUUAUCGACUUAACGGCGUUAUAUUGGCCACUGAGUGGAUCGGGGUGGCCAGACGAUCAUGGGGAGCAUGUGUGACUCAGCUGUUCGGCGCAGUCGGACAGUGUCUCCUCGCUGCUAUGAUCUACUUCAUCAGGGACUGGAGACUGGCUCAACUUAUCACAGCAGCUCCACUCGCCGUGAUUGCUAUUUACAUAUGGUUUAUUCCAGAGUCAGCCAGGUGGUUGUUGGACAGAGGAAGGAUAGAAGAGGCUAAACAGCUGAUUACCAAAGUGGCGGCCAUCAACAAACGCACUGUCCCAGACUCUCUGCUGGAAAAGAUUGUUGUGAGAGAAAAUGAGAAAAAAGGAGGCAUAAUAAUUCUUAUCCAAUCACCUGUGCUUAGGAAGUAUUUCUUUACCUUAAUAUUGGGAUGGUUCUCACUGAACGUUACCUACUACUGCCUUUCAUUCAAUGUGGGAAACUUUGGCUUGGACAUCUUCCUGACACAGGCCAUGUUCGGUCUGACUGAACUACCAGCUCAUAUACUUUGCAUCUGGCUGCUGGAAGCACUGGGGAGAAAAGUGUCACUUAUGUCAACACUUCUGAUCGGAGGAUUCUUGUGCAUCUUAAUCCUGGCUGUUCCUCAAAGUAAUGCUAUUGCUGUUACUACAUUAGCAACUGCUGGACGUUUUUUCACCAAUUGGGCAGGAUCCAUCUGCAACGUGUACGUUCAGGAGCUGUUUCCAACAUCUUUCAGACAAACAGCUUCUGGUUUGGGCUCCAUUGCAAGCAGAGCUGGUGGCUUGCUGUCUCCGUUGCUCAACAUGUUGACCGUAUACCACUGGUCCAUACCCACCAUAGUCUUCAGCAGUCUUACGCUGGUCAGUGGAGCGCUUGGCUUCCUGCUUCCUGAGACCAGGAGAAAAGAGCUUCCUGAUUCAACCGAUGAGGCGGAGGGCAACAGAAAUAAGGCGGCCAUGAAGACCCAAAGUGCAUCAAGUAUACCUACACAAAACAAAUCAACCAAACUGUAGUCUGAAUAUAUCUGUUACUUACUUUACUGUGUGUUGUUGCUCUGUCCUUCCACUUUGGUCCAUAGUCAAACAGCUACUGCCACUACUUUUGUAUGUAAUUUGCUGUUGAUAUUCAUUGACCUCAGAUGAUAAAUUCAGAUAAUAAUUUCAAUUCGUACACAAGACCAUCCAUCCAUCCAUCAUCCAUCCAUCCAUCCCUCCAUCCAUCCAUCCAUCCAUCCAUCCAUCCAUCCAUCCAUCCAUCCAUCCAUUUUCUGUUGUUUACCUGAGUGCAGCCUGUGGUAGCAGUAGGUUAAGCAAGGUAGUCCAGACAUCCCUCUCCCCAGCGACGCUUUGCAGUUCCUCCUCGGGGACCCUGAGGUGUUCCCAGUUCCACAUGAGAUAUGUAGUCAUGCAAGAAAUAUUGAAUUAUAAUUAUAAUUAGAAGGCUGACAUGAAAUUUACUUAAGAUUUUCAUUCAUUUAAUUUAGGACACUUCAGUCGUUUUCUUGUUGUGCCACACUCCAGCCAUGUGAGCUUUACAAACACAAAGGUAUCUCCAAAUCUAAUGAGCUGAUAGCUCUGGAAGAUACUGAGCACAUUCAAACCCACAAGGUAAAAAACCCAUUUAAUUUUAGUGACUCCAUGUCUUUACCUCUUGUGCCACCGUCUGGACAAACUUCUUAAAUACCCAAGAGAUGAACAGUCUCAACCAACAAAAGUAUUUAAUAGCUUUAAGACAUAUUGAAUAUUAAAAGUAAUAAUUGCUGAAUUGCUUUUAGCUGCUUCAGUUUAAGAGUCCUGGUACUGUGCACGCUGGCUCUCUGUCAUAUAGUCAUGGCUUACUGGGACACUAGCGACUCCACGCCAACAAGGCUCACUCACAACGCUGUAAAACAGUGACAGAUUGAUCAAAUUAACUAACGAUUUAACCACUGAUUUCGAUGCCUCCACUGUUCGGUCGGUCGGUCAGUUUGUCUUUGCAGCGGUUGUGCAUUCUCACCAUGCUGUUUUCACAAAUACCAGUUUUCGUGCGGGAUAUGAUUUUUGUGCAUACACGUCAUUUAUACAAAUUCAAAGUCCCAGAUGAGGCUCUUUCACCUGUUUGCGUCAUACACCAAAGUGCAAUCUAACAUCUUUUGUUGUUUCAGCCUAAAUAUUUGAGGUAAUGUCAUCUCAUGCUUACUUUUUACCUUGAACUAAUAUAGUUGUGUUAAAUAAAUUAUUAACUGUU